AUGCCCAAACAGUUUAAUAUAGCAGUUUGUGGAUCAGCUCGUGUUGGAAAAAGUACUCUUGUUAAUGCUUUAUGUGGAAGACAAGUAGCCCAAACAAGUAACAGUUUAUGUUCAGCAACUGACGAAAUGAAAAAGUAUGUGUUGAAUCAUGCUUCUCAAUCAGUGAAUGAAGCUGCAAGUUCAACUGAAUAUUCUAUUACGAUCUGGGAUACACCAGGUGUUGAAUCUUGGACUAAAGAUCAUGUUCAAAAACAUUUUACGGAUAUCAUGCAUGAGAGUACUCCACUCUGUAUGAUUUAUUGUGCAUCUCCUGGUUCAUUUGCUCGACUCGAUCAAUUACAAUGGCUUGUCGAUACAUGUAUUAAAUCAAAUAUUUUUUGUGCUCUUGUCUGUACGAACAAGUAUAGUGGAGGAAGUGAAAAACGUACUCAUGUAUUGAGUGAAUUUCAUUCACUUCUUUCUCGUCAUCAUACUAUGACACGUGAUAAUGCUAAUAUAAAAUAUUAUGGAAAUGUUGGCCUGUGUACAUCAGUAAAUAGUAUUAUUUUUGAAGAUACAGAUUUUGGAAUAAGAAAAGACGUUGAAGGCAUUAAUGAACUUAUUUUUGCCAUCACAACAUCGUUGAAAGAUGAUAAGCUCGUCGCUUGGUGUUACACUGUUGCUGAAAACCAAUCGUUCUGGUUGACAAUGCGUGAUCAAAUUGUGGAAUUAUUCAACAUAUGUCGUCCUAUUGUGGAAGAAUUUCUUCAAAACGAAGGCAAAAAUAUUGCAAAAGGUCUAAUCCCAUUGAUUAUGAAAGAAAUUAUUAAGAAAUAA
This is a messenger RNA of Rotaria sp. Silwood2, 816 nucleotides long. Lineage: Eukaryota; Metazoa; Rotifera; Eurotatoria; Philodinida; Philodinidae. The record is from the annotation of a GenBank genome assembly.